Saimiri boliviensis boliviensis (Bolivian squirrel monkey) is the source of this 2568-nucleotide messenger RNA. The record is from RefSeq and is a predicted model, not a curated record. Lineage: Eukaryota; Metazoa; Chordata; Mammalia; Primates; Cebidae.
UAUUUUUUGCAGAGAUGAGGUCUCACUACAUUGCCAAGACUGAUUUCAAACUGGGCUUAAGCAAGCCUCCUUCCUCAGCCUCGCAAAGUGCUGUAAUUAGCUUGAGCUACCAUGCCCAGCAUGGUUGACUUUUUGAGGAGUUAAAAGUUAUAUACGACUUUUGACUGCACAGGGGGUCAGUGCCCCUAACUGCCACAUUGUUUAAGUCAACUGUAUAUGACAAUAUAUGCUAAACAGUGUUCUAAGCACUGAAACUUAUGUAAUCUUCUAGUAACCCCCAUGAAGGAGUUAUAUAACUCUCCCUACUUUAAAGAGGGGAAAGUGGGUCACAGAAAUGUUAUGUAACCCAGCCAAUGUUACAGCUGUAAAUUGUUGAGCUGGGAUUUGAACCCAGGCAAGAUGACUAGUGAUGCCAUGUCCUUUACCACAAUGCAUACUGUUUCUGUAUCUAAAUGUCUUCAUUAAAUUUUCUUAGAUUAUUAAGUAGAUUACUUUUUAAACCAUUUCAAUUUGCAUUCUACCAAGCAUAGACUGAAAAAAAUAAAAUACAGCUCUUGAAAUUUAGAGACAAGGAUAUGAAGGAAAUAUGUGCACUUUGAAGAAGCGAGUGAAUUAAUGCGUGGACUCUAGGGACAUGGAGUAAGAAAACAGACUAGUUAGUUUUUACAGAAAAGCUGGGGAUUGGGGAGUGGGCAAGAUUGCCGGCUGGAAGUAGUUGGUGUGCACAGCUUUCACGGAGAGGAACUGAAGUGGUAAGUAAAUACAGCACUCUCAACUGAAACAUCUGGGGUACACGCAAUGGAACUCAUCAUGGAAACCACUCAACCCAUGGACAAUGGAGAAAAGCCAGGCAGGCAGAUGGCCAACCUGGGAAUGACACAGAGCCAGGGGAACCUCUCCUUGCCCAGGGAAGUGGUGAGUGAAUGUCCAACCCCAGGAUCCCAUGUUUCUCCCAUGGAUCUUUGCAACCCUCAGGUCAGGAGAUCCCCUUGUGAACCAACUCCACCAGGGCCUUCAGUCUGACGGAGCUACCUGGAGCCUCAGGAGAGCAGUCACUCAGGCACGUGCAGAGACCUGGGAGCCUUAGCCAGGCUUUCCAGGCUUCCUAGCAAAAGUAGUUGCAACUCCAGCAAAGAGGGAGGUUAUACACUACCUUACACGUCCCUAGUAAAGGGGCUGAAUCCGGGGGGCUGAGCAGCGACAUUCUGCAGGACCCACUUCCAUGACACCUCACAGGAUAGGACUUACUGGCUUGGAAUUCUAGCCAGCCAUCAAUAACAGCAUUACACCACCCUAAGACAACUCCUAGAGGGAAAUGUGGGCCUCCAUCUUUGCUGUUUGGGUGACUUAGCCAUCCAGCCUUCAGGCUUUGGAGAGUCCAUGUUGACCAGGGGCGGAAGUGGCCCCCCAGUACAGCAUAGCUGCUCUGCAAAAAAAGUGACCAGACUGCUUUUGUAAGUGGUUACCCAAUCCCAUUCCUCCUAACUUGGCAGGGUAUCCAAUCAGGGUCGCUAGCCACUUCCUUCAGGUGUGUUCCGGCAGGCAAUAGGUAUGUACCUGCCAGACACAGAGCUCACAGAGGGAGGGGCAGGCCACCAUCUUUGCUGUUUUGCAGGCUUCACCAUUGGUACCUACAGGUAUUGGAAAAUCCAAGGUGAAUAGGGACUGGAGAUGGCCACCACCAUGCCACGGCAGCCCCAGGAAAAAGUGGCCAGGCUAUUACAUGGGUGCCCAUCUCCUUGUCUCUUCACUAGGAGGGUCCUCCAGGUUUCAGUCUGCAACCGCCCCUCUCAAGAGCUGUCAAGCCAGUAGCAACUCUGGAAUGUCCUGGACAGAGCCUCCAGGGGCAAUGAAAACCUCUCUGCCACUGCCUCUGCCCUGGAACCACCCUUGCUGCCCUCAGAUUAACGAAGGAGCAGAGACCCUAAGUCUCUUAUCCACACCUCCAGAAUUUUUGAAGAGGUUCGCAGGAACAGAUAUGCACUGGAUUGGACUAAGCAGGAAACCAGAAGAUUCUUGGAAAUGGACAAAUGGCACCACAUUCAAUAAUUGGUUUGAAAUUACAGGGAAUGGAUUCUAUGCUUUCCUGAAUGUUGAUGGAGUCUAUAGUUCCAGAGGACUUAUUGAUAUCAAGUGGAUUUGCAGCAAACAAAUCACCAUAACCCUCCUUCCUUUCAACCAUCUGAUAUGCAGCAGUAGCACUGAGGAAGAGGAUGUGCUUUCCAGUCCCAACCUUCUUCACCAGCGCUGUUGGCUUAGUGUGAAACAUGAGUGAAUGCAGGAAGAGGGAAGUCAAAACUACAUUUAUCCCUAAGAGUAGCACGUAACAAACAAAAAGAGCAUUACCUGAUAGACUGCUGAUAUUUACAUUCUGAGAGAAAUCCAUUUUUUCACCUGUACUCAGUGCAAAGAAAAGAUAGGAGAAACAUUUAAAAAUUAAAAGCACUCUAGAUACAUGAGAAUAAAGUACCAGCACAAAAUGGAGGCACGCUAAUAAAAACUGUGAGUUUCUCUUCUCCUAUGGGUCCACUCCUCUUCUUUCCCAGAUUUAACUACUUCUCACCAUAU